ACGGUCCAGAGUUGAGCAGCCCUGCCCUACAAGGUGUGUUCCUCCGCGGGCUCCACCAUCAGCAUCAUCUUCUCUAGAGAGGAAGCUGCGGUUUGUGCUUUCAUUCACCUCCAGGGCGCCAUUUAAAGAAGGAAAGAAGAUGUCUUGCGGAGAGCAGACGUCGUCAACAUGGAGGACACUAACGUUAAGUGAAAACACACUCUUCGGGAUGGGCAACCCCCUGCUGGACAUUUCUGCUGUGGUCGACAAGGACUUCCUUGAUAAGUACGGCCUCAAGCCCAAUGAUCAGAUCCUCGCUGAGGACAAACACAAGGCCUUGUUCGAAGAAAUCGUCAAGAGAAAAGAAGUUGAAUAUCACGCCGGCGGUUCCACGCAGAACUCGAUGAAAAUUGCCCAGUGGAUGAUCCAGAAGCCCCACAAGGUGGCGACCUUCUUCGGCUGCAUCGGCACCGACCGCUUCGGGGAGAUCCUGAAGAAGAAGGCGGAGGAAGCCCACGUGGACGCCCGCUACUACGAGCAAAGCGAGGAGCCCACCGGCACCUGUGCGGCCUGCAUCACCGGCGACAACAGGUCCUUGGUUGCUAACCUGGCUGCAGCCAACUGCUACAAGAAGGAAAAACACCUGGACCUGGACACCAACUGGGAGCUGGCGACCAAAGCCAAGGUCUAUUAUAUAGCGGGCUUCUUCCUCACCGUGUCCCCGGAGUCUAUACUCAAGGUGGCCAAGCACGCCUCGGAAAGCAACAAAAUCUUCUGCAUGAACCUGUCGGCGCCCUUCAUCUGCCAGUUCUUCAGCGAGGCCCUGAUGCAGGUCAUGCCCUACGUGGACAUCCUCUUCGGUAACGAGACGGAGGCGGCGGCGUUCGGCAAAAAGCUGGGCUUUGAGACGGACGACAUCGGCGAGAUCGCGAGGAAGACCCAAGACCUGCACAAGGAGAACCCGACCAGGCCCAGGAUGGUGGUGUUCACCCAGGGCAAGGACGACACUGUCGCAACCACCGGUGACAAGGUGACCAUGUUCCCUGUUUUGGACAUCGACCAGAACGAUAUCGUGGACACGAACGGUGCUGGAGACGCCUUUGUUGGAGGGUUCCUGUCUGCCUUGGUCCAGGAGCAUCCGCUGGAGGAGUGCAUCCGGGCGGGACACUACGCCGCUAACGUCAUCAUCAGACGAGUGGGAUGCACCUUCCCGGAGAAGCCGGACUUUCACUAGAUCCACCCGCAUAGCGUGAUGGCGUACACGUCCGCGUCAGGAUUUUAUGUUUUUCUACUGCACCCUGACCACGAGGGGGGCAAAAUAAACAACUUUCUGUACGAUCA
Nerophis ophidion (straightnose pipefish) is the source of this 1320-nucleotide messenger RNA. RefSeq names its product adenosine kinase-like. Gene Ontology annotation, biological process: purine ribonucleoside salvage. NCBI's taxonomy places the organism in Eukaryota, Metazoa, Chordata, Actinopteri, Syngnathiformes, Syngnathidae. Gene Ontology annotation, molecular function: adenosine kinase activity. The coding region runs from base 140 to 1213 and encodes 357 amino acids. The record is from RefSeq and is a predicted model, not a curated record. Gene Ontology annotation, cellular component: nucleus; cytosol. The transcript has 11 exons.